GUUUGUUUUUUGUUUGUUUGUUUGUUUUUGGUAUAUUUUUUGGUGGUGCUAGAAGUUAACAGUGAAUUUAUUGUUGAGGUGAAAGAAUUAGAUAUGGAAAAUGGCACUACAAAAUGGCAGACUGUCAGAAGACAAAAGCGAGAGUGGAUCAAGUUUGCUGCGGCCUGUAGAGAAGGAGAAGACAACUCAAAGAGGAAUCCAAUUGCCAAAAUUCGAUCAGACUGUGAAGUAAGCCAGAAGAUCACAUAUCGCAUCUCUGGGGUGGGGAUUGAUCGACCACCUUACGGAGUGUUCGCCAUUAAUCCUCGGACUGGGGAAAUCAAUAUCACUUCAGUGGUGGACAGAGAGAUAACUCCAAUUUUUUUGAUCUACUGCCGGGCUCUGAAUUCAAGGGGUGAAGAUUUAGAAAGACCUCUUGAGCUUAGAGUCAAAGUAAUGGACAUAAAUGACAACCCACCAGUAUUCACACAAAAUGUGUAUACAGCCAAUAUUGAAGAAAACAGUGACGCAAACACACUUGUAGUAAAGAUAAGUGCUACAGAUGCAGAUGAAGACAAUAAUCUGAAUUCGAAAAUCGCCUAUAAGAUUCUCUCUCAGGAACCUGCAGGGGCACCGAUGUUCAUUCUGAACAGAUACACUGGAGAAGUCCGCACGAUGUCAAGUUUUCUGGACAGAGAGCAACACAGUAUGUAUAAUCUUCUUGUGAGUGGGUCAGAUCGGGAUGGAGCUAUAGACGGACUGUCUUCCCAGUGUGACUGUAGAAUCAAGGUUUUAGACAUCAACGAUAAUUUCCCCACCUUAGAGAAAACUUCAUACUCAGCAAGUAUUGAAGAAAACUGUUUGAAUUCAGAACUGAUACGAUUGCAAGCAAUUGAUCUGGAUGAAGAAGGCACUGAUAAUUGGUUGGCAGAAUAUUUAAUUCUCUCUGGAAAUGAAGGAAAUUGGUUCGAUAUUCAAACAGACCCACACACUAAUGAAGGCAUUUUGAAAGUUGUCAAGAUGCUGGAUUAUGAACAAAUGCCUAAUAUUCAUCUUAGUAUUGGGGUUAAAAACCAAGCUGAAUUUCAUCACUCAGUUGCCUCUCAAUUCCGAAUGCACUCAACUCCUGUGAGGAUUCAGGUUGUUAAUGUGAGAGAAGGGCCCGCGUUUCAUCCAAACUCUAUGACCUUCAGUGUGCGAGACGGAAUCAGAGGAGAUUCCUUACUGAAUUAUGUGCUUGGAACAUAUACAGCUGUAGAUUUAGACACAGGAAACCCUGCAACUAAUGUCAGAUAUAUUAUAGGACAUGAUGCAGGAAGCUGGUUAAAAGUUGAUUCAAGGACUGGUGAAAUACAAUUUUCUAGGGAAUUUGAUAAGAAAUCAAAAUAUAUUACUAAUGGGAUAUACACAGCAGAGAUCCUGGCUAUAGAUGAUGGCUCUGGGAAAACGGCUACAGGAACCAUAUGCAUUGAGGUUCCUGACAUCAAUGACUACUGUCCAGUCAUUUUUAGUGAAAGUAAAACCAUCUGCAUUGCCACUCCAUCAGUCCUUAUCUCUGCAAGAGCCAUUGACGACCAUUCUUAUGGGUCUCCUUUUACUUUCUGUGUUGUUGAUCAGCCACCAGGGACAGCUGAUUCAUGGAAUAUCAGAUCCACAAACGCUACCUCUGCAAUCCUUACAGCUGUGCAGCCUCUGUAUACCGGACGUUACCAGAUCCCGAUCUUAGUGAAGGACAGCUAUAACAGAGCGUGUGAAUUGCCACAGAUCGUGCAGAUAGACGCCUGCGACUGUGACAGCAAUCACAUGUGCUUGUACUCUAGUACCACCAACAUAUACACUGGGGACAUCAGCUCCGUUACUAGUGACGUAGAUGGGCUUGUCACUGAUGACCGAAUUGGGGAAUCAAACGUUGGUCUCGGCCCCUCAGGGAUUGGCAUGAUCAUUCUGGGCCUCUUAAUGCUGCUUCUGACGCCACUCUUGCUGCUCAUGUGUUGCUGCAAACCAAGACAGCCAGAAGGGCUGGGAACAAGUUUUGCUCCUGUGCCAGAAGGGGGAGAAGGAGUGAUGCAAUCUUGGAGAAUAGAAGGGGCACAUCCGGAAGACAGGGAUGUCUCAAAUAUAUGUGGACCCAUGACAGCCUCUAAUACUCAGGAUCGUAUAGAUUCUUCUGAAAUCUACACUAACACCUAUGCAGGAGGAGGAAUGGUUGAAGGAGGUGCAUCAGGAGUAGAACUCAACACAGGUGUUGGAAUGGCUGCUGGCCUUGUGGCAGGAGGAGCUGCAGGAGCAAUGAGGAAGAGAAGUUCAACGAUAGGAACCCUGCGGGAAUAUGCAGAGUCAGGCGUGAACAUGGCUUUCUUGGAUAGCUAUUUCUCUGAGAAAGCAUAUGUUUAUGCUGAUGAAGAUGAAGGUCGACCAGCAAAUGACUGCUUACUCAUUUAUGACCACGAGGGAGUAGGUUCUCCAGUGGGCUCCAUUGGCUGUUGCAGUUGGAUCAUGGAUGAUUUAGAUGAGAGCUACAUGGAAACUCUAGACCCAAAAUUUAGGACUCUUGCUGAAAUCUGCUUAGACACAGAAAUUGAGCCAUUUCCUUCACACCAGGCCUGUAUACCUAUCAGUACUGAUCUCCCUCUGCUAGGACCUAAUUACUUUGUUAAUGAAUCCUCAGGAAUGACUCUCUCAGAGGCUGAGUUCCAAGCAGAAAUGACAACACCUGAGCCAAUGAUUCAUGGGGAUAUUACUGUCACUGAGACUUACACUACUGCUGAUCAGUGUGUGCAGCCUACUACAAUUGUUUUUGAUCCUCAGCUUGCACCCAAUGUUGUAGUGACUGAAACAGUAAUGGCACCUGUCUAUGAUGUUCAAGGGAAUAUUUGUAUACCUGCUGAGUUAGCCAACACGCACAAUGUAAUCUAUGCUGAGAGAGUGUUGUCUAGUCCUGGUAUGCCUGGCAUAAGCAGUAGUAGCAUGGCUGAUGGUUGUAUGGGAUCUAUGAUGAGUGGCAGUAUUUUGGUAGGGCCUGAAAUUCAAGUGAUGCAACUGGUGAAUCCAGAUAUUCACAUAAACCAAACCACUGACUCCACAUCCCCCGUGACAUCUCAACAUAGGAUAACACAAUAUAGCAACAUUAGCAACAUACAUUACUCCCAACAGUAA
Messenger RNA from Orycteropus afer afer, 3135 nucleotides. RefSeq names its product desmoglein 4 (gene DSG4). The annotation marks the transcript as partial. Gene Ontology annotation, molecular function: calcium ion binding. The transcript is spliced from 16 exons. Gene Ontology annotation, biological process: homophilic cell-cell adhesion. NCBI's taxonomy places the organism in Eukaryota, Metazoa, Chordata, Mammalia, Tubulidentata, Orycteropodidae. The record is from RefSeq and is a predicted model, not a curated record. Gene Ontology annotation, cellular component: plasma membrane; desmosome.